UGAUGGGGGAACCCGCUGGCGCCGUCACGUGACCCGCCGACCUGCUGCUCCGCGGUGCGGAAUGUUCAGCUGCUCUUAAAGGGCACAGACCCUCCCCGUCCCAUCGGAGCCGACUCCGAACGUGCGCUGACUUUGGACCCCUGGGGACCCUGAACUUGAUGCCAUGGGAGGCAGCGCGGGCUCGCGGCGACGCCUUUCAGACUCCGAGGGAGAGGUGACGGCCCAGGAACCUCGGGAACCUCGGCCCCCGCCGCCGGACCGGCAGGGCGCCCAUUGGAAGAACGCGAUGGGCUUCUGGCUCUUGGGCCUUUGCAACAACUUCUCUUACGUGGUGAUGCUCAGUGCUGCUCAUGACAUCCUCAGCCACAAGAGGGCAUCUGGAAACCAAAGCCAUGUAGACCCAGACCCAGUCCCCACCCCCCACAAUAACUCAUCUCGCUUUGACUGCAACUCUGUCUCCACAGCUGCGGUGCUCCUGGCAGACAUCCUCCCCACGCUCGUCAUCAAAUUGCUGGCUCCCCUUGGCCUUCAUCUGCUGCCCUACAGCCCCCGGGUUCUCUUCAGUGGGGUUUGUGCAGCUGGAAGCUUCAUCCUCGUUGCAUUUUCCCACUCGGUGGUGACCAGCCUGUGUGGUGUGGUCUUGGCCAGCAUCUCAUCAGGCCUGGGGGAGGUCACCUUCCUCUCACUCACCGCCUUCUACCCCAGGGCUGUGAUCUCCUGGUGGUCCUCAGGUACUGGAGGAGCAGGGCUGCUGGGGGCAUUGUCCUACCUGGGCCUCACCCAGGUGGGCCUCUCCCCCCAGCACACCCUGCUGUCCAUGCUGGGCAUCCCCGCCUUGCUGCUGGCCAGCUAUUUCUUUUUGCUCACAUCGCCCGGGCCCCAGGACCCUGGAGGGGAAGAAGAGGCAGAGAGGGCAGCUCGGCAACCCCUGAUGAGCAGCGAGGCCCCCGAGGCCCCCGAGUGGAAGCCAGACUCCAGCCCAAGCCUCUCCCUUCAGGAGAAGUGGACUGUGUUCAAGGGCCUGCAGUGUUACAUCCUCCCGUUGGUCCUGGUUUACUUUGCUGAGUACUUCAUCAAUCAGGGGCUUUUUGAGCUCCUCUUCUUCCGGAACACAUCCCUGAGUCACGCUCAGCAGUACCGCUGGUACCAGAUGCUGUACCAGGCCGGCGUCUUUGCCUCCCGCUCCUCUCUUCGCUGCUUUCGCAUCCAGUUCACAUGGGCCCUGGCCCUGCUGCAGUGCUUCAACCUGGUCUUCCUGCUGCUGGACGUGUGGCUGAGCUUCCUGCCGAGCAUCUACCUCGUCUUCCUGAUCGUUCUGUAUGAGGGGCUCCUGGGGGGUGCCGCCUACGUGAACACCUUCCACAACAUCGCCCUGGAGACCAGUGACGAGCACCGGGAAUUUGCCAUGGCAACCGCCUGUGUGUCCGACACCUUGGGGAUCUCCCUGUCAGGGCUCCUGGCCCUGCCCCUGCACGACUUCCUCUGCCGCCUCUCCUGACACUGGGCUUCUUGGGAUACGGGACGCGCUGGCAGGUGGGCAGGCCAGACCCCGGGCCCACAGCCCAGGGCCCAGCCAUGAGCUCUGCCCCUGGAAUUCCCGGCACAGCUGGGCUGUAGAGAAGCACCAGGUUCCGCCCGCCCUUGGUCAAGGGGCAGCAGCUUUCUCUCACUCCACGCUGAUCUCUGGGACUUUCUUCUUGGCAUUAAUUAUGCCCUUGGAAUAAAUGCGUAUAUUUAUCGAUUGA
This is a messenger RNA of Myotis brandtii (Brandt's bat), 1745 nucleotides long. RefSeq names its product ceroid-lipofuscinosis, neuronal 3 (gene CLN3). Bases 164 to 1498 code for a protein of 444 amino acids. NCBI's taxonomy places the organism in Eukaryota, Metazoa, Chordata, Mammalia, Chiroptera, Vespertilionidae. Gene Ontology annotation, cellular component: membrane; lysosome. The record is from RefSeq and is a predicted model, not a curated record. The transcript is spliced from 16 exons. Gene Ontology annotation, biological process: lysosome organization; lysosomal lumen acidification.